Molecule: messenger RNA, 522 nt
Organism: Metarhizium album ARSEF 1941
Lineage: Eukaryota; Fungi; Ascomycota; Sordariomycetes; Hypocreales; Clavicipitaceae
Product: GPI anchored serine-threonine rich protein
Exons: 3
Coding region: 1-522 (173 amino acids)
Source: RefSeq, a predicted model, not a curated record
AUGAAGUUGCUCGUUUACCUCGCAGCCGUCGCCAUCAGCGGCGUCUCCGCCGCAAGCACAACCUCGAGCACCGCUGCCGCUGCCGCUCCCGCCGUCUCCCAGAAGAACUGCCUCGCCGACUACAUCCUCAAGCAGUGCCUCGAGACCGAGAACGCAAGGCUCGCCACCUGCGGCCUAACCGACUACCAAUGCAAGUGCUACGCGCACCAAGCCAUCGUGACCUGCUACAAUAACUGCCCCAACGACCCCGACGCCCCAGGCGCCACGCUGUACAUGAACGGCGCCUGCAUGGACGCCUCGGCCUAUGCCACCACAAGUUCGGCAAAGGCCACUUCCACAGCCCAGGCAGACUCGGCGGCCGCUUCCACCGAGGCCACCACAUCCAAGCCGACAGCCGUGCCCACCAGGUCCAUCACCGCCGCCUCCGCCGCCGCCAGCAAGACCAACGGUGCGGAGAGCCUCGCCGGCAGCGCCGCCGGCAUGCUUGCCGCCGUUGCCGGCGCCGUAGCCCUUGCCUUGUAA